UCAUUCAUCCAUUCCCGCUUUCCAAAUUGCAGAUAACGCCGAACCGGAAAAUGACCUUCCGUCUAAUCUCAGCUCCGCCGUCCUUCCCUCUCUUCACCUGCCACGCCACCUCCACCUCCACCUCCGCCACCACCACCGCCCGCCCCCUCCCUCCGCCUCCUCAAAUCUCGCCGGCGACCCUAACUCCUAUAACUCCACAGCCCCCGCCGCCAACGUGCGCACUCCACUGCUCCCACUUCCAAUCGUGCUCGGGGUGCACGCACGAGUUCAACCUCCACCGUCCGGUUGUAUUGGAAGAAGCUACCGAAUUCUUUAAUCGAUACGGCGUCGAGGACUUCACAUUUGAUACUUGCAAAUUGUGGGGUUGGAGGUGCCGUGCGAAAUUGGCCGUGCGUGGCUCUUCAACCAACCCUCUCAUCGGGCUCUAUGAGGAGGGUACUCAUAAUGUAAUUGACAUUCCAGAAUGCAAAGCUCAUCAUCCUAAUAUUAAUGCAACCGUGGAGCUGCUUAGACGAGGUAUUACUGAAUUAGAUAUUGAGCCGUAUCUUGAAGAUGAAGGUACCGGUGAUUUGCGUUAUGUUCAGAUGGCGGUGACAACAUACAACACGUCUCUUCCUGCCCCAGAAAGAUAUAAAAAUGGGAAGGUUCAGGUUACAUUGGUUUGGAAUUCAAGAAGCGAACAGUCACCUGGUGUAGACAAAAUGAAUGCAUUAGCGAAUUUUCUAUGGAAAAAUGGUGGGCCACGGAGCAGGCUUCAUUUAAUCCACUCUGUGUGGGCCAACUUUCAGACUUCUUCUAACAAUAUAAUUUUUGGGAAUAGAUGGAGACAUCUUAUUGGAGAAAGAGACUUUUGGGAACAUGUAGGUGGAAUUGAUGUGUCAUUGGCCCCUUCUAGUUUUGGACAGGCAAAUACACGGGCUUUUGAUGCCCUGCUGCGAAAGUUACAGAAAUAUGUUCCACAUGAAUCAUCUGUUGCUGAUUUGUAUGCUGGAGCUGGGGUUAUUGGGUUAUCAUUAGCUGCCACAAGAAAGUGCAGAUCCAUCAAAUGCAUCGAGAUUAAUAAAGAGUCGAAGGCAUCUUUUGAAAAGACUAUUGCACGUUUGCCCUCCACAGUCAACAGCAGCAUCAGUUGGCAUCAUGCUGAUGCUUCGAAAGAGCCUCUUUUGUGGCUUGUGGGCUCAGAUGUUGUUGUCAUUGAUCCUCCUAGAAAAGGACUAGAUGUAUCCCUUAUUGAUGCAUUGAAGGAUAUAUCAUCAAUCGAGCGUAAAGUCCUAUCAUCACCGGAACGCUCAAACUCAGUCCAGGAAGAGAAAAGACCAUGGGUUUUACGUGCUAAAGAAGCUUCAGUCCAUAUUGGUAGCAAACCAGCUUUGGUUAAUGACCCUCAAUCAGUACCAAAAACCCUUAUUUAUAUAAGUUGUGGAUGGGAAAGUUUUAAAGAGGAUUGCAAGUCAUUGUUGUCUAGUAAGGCAUGGCAUUUGGAGAAAGCUCAUGGUUUUAACUUCUUUCCCGGUACCCAAAGCUUUGUACACCUCAACCUUUAUAUGGUUAUUUGAUAGGAUACCUGGGCCUUGAUUCGAAUGAGGACAUAAUUUUAGGAGCAUCUAGUGGAAGGCCUAGUAUAUGGAAAGUUUACACUAGGAGAAGGAGUGUGGGGUCAGGAGAGGGGAAUGAGAGUUAGUUAGUGACGUGUCUCAUGAUUCCCUUGCUUCCAGGGAUUCGCGCAUUUGGGGGAGAGAGACUAGAGGGUUAGAGGCAUUCAUGCUUUUGGGUAGGAUUCCUAGACUCUGGAAAACUACCUUUUUGUAGAGUUCUUGAGCUCAUCGAUUUCCCUAAAUUACAUAAUAUACAGUUCUGAGUUAUCAGGUUCUAUCAUUAUUAUCCACUUCAAAAAUAACUGUUAGAAUAUAAAACCAUUCAUGUGGCCCUUACCCAACAGCUUAAGCUUUUGGGAUAAGUGGUUGCUUGACAAUAACUAAUAGUUUUCAAUGUUUCUGUAUACUUAUUGGUUACUUAGAAGACCAUGUAUGUACACUGUACUGUGUCAUCAUGCUCAUUAGUCAUUACUAAUCCUUGGUCCCUGAUAAUAUACAAUUUUUGGGAACUAGUAUCUCUAUUUUUUUUAAGUUUACAUUUAAGAAAAUAGUACAUUUUAAGUUGCUCACUAGGGUGUUUUUAUGGAAUAAAAAUAUGCCUUUUUUGUAUUUUUUUAAAUACUAAAAACAAAAUAAAAUUUACCGAGGGACUAAUUCCAUGAAAAGGGAUUCUUUCAAGGAUAUAAUAUAUGUAAACCUUUAUUUUAUUUAUGCAAAGUCACAGACUUAUGUACAAUUCAUGGAGCCUUUUACUUCUAAGUGUAGGUGUGCGGAA
Messenger RNA from Lotus japonicus, 2370 nucleotides. RefSeq lists its product as uncharacterized. Gene Ontology annotation, molecular function: RNA methyltransferase activity. The record is from RefSeq and is a predicted model, not a curated record. Lineage: Eukaryota; Viridiplantae; Streptophyta; Magnoliopsida; Fabales; Fabaceae. Bases 51 to 1556 code for a protein of 501 amino acids. Gene Ontology annotation, biological process: RNA processing. The transcript is spliced from 15 exons.